ACGAGGAGGGUUACGCGGACGCUCUGCGACUCGCCUCCGGUCGGACUAGCGCGAUCUCUGUUGUUCCUGGAUGCCCUUUUAACCGGUGUUUUAUGAUUUUAUGGCUAGUGGAUGCGAAAGGGUGGAUUUACGAGGAAGAUAAACACACCUCUUGGCUGACAAAAAACUCUACUUGAGUAUAUUAUCCCAACGUAGUUAUAAGUAUAAUAACAUCAUGCAUAUCCAGUGUUUGAGGGAUUUUUGGCAUUGAUUUGUAAGUGAUAUAAGAACUUUUAUAAGUGCAUAACGCUGCUCACUUGCCACUGAAGGUUAAUAAACGUCUUUAAUGUGUGCCUCCAUGGUCUCGUCUACAGAUAUUUUUCAUACCAUAUCAUACAGAAGUGAUUAAACAAAGCUCCCAUGUUCGUCAUCAGGGCAUAGGCCAACAAUGAAUGCUUUUGGAACGUUUCGGUUGCAGCUCCUUCUGUUGCUCCGGUUGGCAGUGUGUUUCGAGGAGGAGGAGCCCAAGGACUACGUGGGAGGCAGCGGCGGAGGCCCGGGAGGAGGGCAGGACCAACCCCGCUUCUUGCACGAUGAACUAACAGUCAACGUCUCCGUGCAACUGGGAUCAACAGCACACUUGCACUGCCGUAUUACAGGCCUUAGGGACCAGUCGGUGUCGUGGUACAGGAGAAAAGGAGACGACAUCCAGCUCAUCACUGUCGGCUUCCACACUUACCACAACGAUGAUAGGUUCUCCUUGACCUACGAGCAUCCCAACGACUGGAGACUUAGAAUUCGUUACGUACAGAACCGCGACGAGGGUGCCUACGAGUGCCAAGUCUCCACACACCCACCCUUGAUCCGCACAAUACAUCUCCACGUCGUAGUUCCAGCUAUCCAAAUCCUGGAUGACCGCGGAGUUGUGUUACGAGAGAAGUUUUACCGCACGGGCUCCACCAUCCAGCUGCAGUGUAAGGUCGCCGACGUCCCCACAGCCACGUCCCUACAGCUGGCUUGGUACCAUGGGAACCAACGCCUUAACUACGAUGCGAGGCGCGGAGGUGUCAGCGUCAAGACGGAGUUGCGAGGGUCUGUUGCACGCUCCUGGCUUCUCGUCAACAAUGCGAGGAAGGAAGACUCCGGCAUCUAUUACUGUAAUAUCACUGAGCUCACUUCUACCGGGGUCAACAUCCAUGUAGUCCCAGACAAGUACCCGGCCGCCAUCCAGCGAGGGUCCCGACUUGCUUCCUGGAGACUAAUGACAGUGGCGACGACCGUGUGCUCCGUCCUACUGAUCCCUCUCGUCUGUUGGCCCUGCAGAUAAGACAGAACCUCUUGCCAGUUUGAACUCGGCUGGUGAACCUUCCUGCAGCGAAGGGGGAAAUAAGGGGGGUAGCCUGGUUAACUUUUGAGAAAUGUGGUGAUGAUACUGUGUGUCUGUGGUUUGUACAAAAGCAACAGUUUUAUCAGUAAAAUGGGGGUACUGUUGUGUGUACAGUGAUCAUUCCUUCAUCGAUAUCAAGGUAAUAUAUAAUUAUUUAGGACAUCUUUUUUCAAAGAUGGUGAGAGUGUAGAUUUUCUUUAGCAACUAGAUGGGUU
Molecule: messenger RNA, 1581 nt
Organism: Penaeus vannamei (Pacific white shrimp)
Lineage: Eukaryota; Metazoa; Arthropoda; Malacostraca; Decapoda; Penaeidae
Product: lachesin
Biological process (GO): synapse organization
Cellular component (GO): neuron projection membrane
Source: RefSeq, a predicted model, not a curated record